ACACCACACCCAUGGCCUGCUACGACUCCUGCCGUCCCUGUGGACCCACCCCACUGGCCAACAGCUGCAACGAGCCCUGUGCCUUGCAAUGCCAGGAUUCCCACGUUGUCAUCAACCCUUCUCCUGUGCUGGUCACCAUGCCAGGACCCAUCAUGACCUCCUUCCCCCAGAACACCGCCGUUGGAUCCACCUCCUCGGCUGCCGUGGGCACUGAACUCAGUGUACAGGGACAGCCCAUCUCGGGUGGAUUUGGUGGAUUUGGUGGCUUUGGCUAUGGCCGUGGAUUUGGCUACGGGCUGGGCUGUGGCUAUGGGCUGGGAGGCCUGGGCUGCUAUGGCAGAAGGGGUGGCUACAUCUGCUAAGGGCUCUCAGCACCACCCCUGACACCAACCACCAGCUCCCUGGAACACAUCUCAGGCAUUGAGGAUGCUUCUCUGGUCCAAGGCUCUCAGAUGGACUCAGUGCUCCUAGCUCCUGCUCUCAGGGCACCAAGCAAGGCAGCAGACAAGGAGCCAACCUGGGCUGCCCUGGAAACAUGGCCCAUCUGCCUCCUGCUCUUCUCCACUCCUUGCUCUGCUUGGCCCCUUCAGCUCUGUCCAGCUGUCUCUGCUGCAAACCCCUUCUCCCAAACCAGGGACCCUUGGGCACCUCUGCUAAGCUGCUCCCACUGUGGAACCCUUGGUGGUCUGGCCAAACCAUCUGCAAGCAAGGGGCCCCAGCUGAUGGUUGCCCUACUUGCACCUCAGACCAGCUGCCUUCCACUGGUUGCUCCUGAAUUUUUACUGUUCUACCUCAAUAAAG
Cyanistes caeruleus (blue tit) is the source of this 801-nucleotide messenger RNA. Its product is annotated as feather keratin B-4-like. NCBI's taxonomy places the organism in Eukaryota, Metazoa, Chordata, Aves, Passeriformes, Paridae. The record is from RefSeq and is a predicted model, not a curated record. Gene Ontology annotation, cellular component: intermediate filament. Gene Ontology annotation, molecular function: structural constituent of cytoskeleton.